UCUGUGGAUGCAGAGUACGCACAUUGUUUUGGUGACUGUAAGCUUUAUAUGCGAAGCAGUAUGAUUUUGUGAACUAAAACACUGUUCACUUGGGAUAUCAUUGUCUAAUAACUAAUAAUAGUUCAACAUUUUCAGUAAUUAUUUAAUUAAUAAUUUGCAAAAAAUAGUUGUUGGGGCUUGUGCUAAAUGAAUACGCAUGGCCCGAGUUGGACCUUUUCUUGUAAGGCCUGAAUGAAGCAUGGAGCCAUGGUGAUCCCUAACGGAUCUGAACAGGAAUGGCCCUUCUCAACCCAGCGAGUAGCGACCAACUCGUUCAAAAAGUCCCCUCCUCAAUUCCCGCACUUUUCCCAUCAACUGAAAAACUGAAAACCUGCUAAAAUAAGCUCCCUUUGGCCACAAAAACUUCAAACAAGCAAAUAACAAAUGGCGAAUCUCGUAGAAACCUAUGCCUGCACCCCUUCCACGGAACGAGGCCGUGGAAUUCUAAUCUCCGGCGAUGCCAAAUCCAACUCAAUCCUUUAUUGCAAUGGAAGGUCCGUCUUCAUCCGAUACCUUGACCAGCCUCUCGAUGUUGCCGUUUAUGGCGACCACGGCUACCCUGUCACUGUCGCUCGUUACUCCCCCAACGGCGAGUGGAUCGCCUCAGCUGACGUCUCUGGCACCGUACGAAUCUGGGGGACCCAUAACGACUUCGUUUUGAAAAAUGAGUUCAAGGUCCUUUCGGGUCGGAUCGAUGAUCUCCAGUGGUCUCCCGACGGGUUGAGAAUCGUUGCCUCUGGCGAAGGCAAAGGAAAGUCCUUUGUCCGCGCUUUUAUGUGGGACUCGGGGAGUACUGUGGGGGAUUUUGAUGGGCACUCGAGGAGGGUGCUGAGCUGUCAUUUCAAACCGACAAGGCCGUUUCGGAUUGCAACCUGUGGAGAGGAUUUCUUGGUGAAUUUUUAUGAAGGUCCACCCUUUAAGUUCAAGCUAUCUCACAGGGAGCAUUCAAAUUUUGUCAACUGCAUUAGAUUUUCCCCAGAUGGCAGCAAACUAAUUAGUGUAAGCUCAGAUAAGAAGGGUAUAAUUUAUGAUGCGAAGACUGGUGAAACUAUUGGAGAGUUGUCCUGUGAAGAUGGUCAUACAGGCAGCAUUUAUGCUGUUAGCUGGAGCGCUGAUGGUAAACAUGUACUAACUGUUUCUGCUGACAAGACUGCAAAGAUAUGGGAGAUAUUUGAAGAUGGUUCUGGAAAAGUGAAGAAAACAUUGGAAUGUCCUGGAUCUGGUGGAGUGGAGCACAUGCUUGUUGGAUGUCUGUGGCAGAAUGAUCAUCUUGUUACAGUUUCCCUUGGUGGCACAAUUAACUUAUUCUCUGCAAGUGAUCCUGAUAAACCCCCAUUAUUGUUGUCUGGACAUAUGAAGAACAUAACUACCUUAACUGUACUCAAAAGCAACCCAAAGAUGAUUCUGUCCAGCAGCUUUGAUGGAUCCAUCCUUAAAUGGAUUCAAGGGGUUGGAUACAGUGGCAAAUUAAAGAGGAAAGAUAGUUCUCAAAUUAAAUGUUUGGCUGCUGUUAAAGAAGAGAUAAUUACAUCUGGAUAUGACAACAAGGUAUGGAGAGUUCCUCUGCACGAGGAAGAAUGUGGGGUUGCAGAACAUAUAGAUGUUGGCAGUCAGCCGAAAGACUUGUGCUAUGCCAUCAAUUCCCCUGAUCUAGCUUUAGUUUCAACUGAUUCAGGAGUUGUAUUGCUUAAGGGUCUGCAAGUACUAUCAAACAUCAACCUUGGAUUUACCGUGACAGCUUCUGUUAUUUCACCUGAUGGAAGUGAGGUUAUUGUGGGGGGGCAGGAUGGUAAAUUGCAUAUAUAUUCUGUUUCAGGUGAUUCUCUUACAGAAAAAGCAACCCUUGAGAAGCAUAGAGGUGCAAUUAGCGUGAUACGGUAUUCUCCAGAUGUUUCCAUGUUUGCUUCAGCCGAUCUCAAUCGUGAAGCAGUUGUUUGGGAUCGUGUCUCCAAAGAGGUGAAGCUUAAUAACAUGUUGUACCACACAGCUCGUAUCAAUUGCCUUGCUUGGUCUCCUGAUAGCACUAUGGUGGCUACAGGAUCACUAGACACUUGUGUGAUCAUAUAUGAAGUUGGGAAGCCUCCUUCGAGCCACAUAACUAUAAAGAAUGCUCAUCCUGGUGGAGUUUAUGGUUUGGUUUUUACUGAUGACAGCAGUGUGGUCAGUUCAGGAGAGGACGCCUGCAUUCGUGUUUGGAGGGUAGAGCGGCAAUAACAUAAGUACUGGAUCAGACAUGUAUGAUGCAGGACACAAUUUCCAUUUUCAGAAUUUGUGCCAAAGAAUAAAAAUGAGAGCCAAGAAUGCAGGUAAGCAGCUUCAUGGAGGGUUUUGUGAAAAAUGUGUGCAAUAUAUUUCUGCUCACACGGUUUCAUCAUGUAGCAUACCCUUCAGAGAGAAAUAGCAAUUGCAAUGUGUAAUACAAUAAUUCUUUCUUCUUUCAUUACUUUUUCAUAAAGAAAUGCCUAUGGCAACUGUCUUUCAUCCUUUGAUCGCCAAUUUAAUUGGGGGAAGAAACUGUGUUUAUUUCUUUGGUGUGAUUGUGAAAUCUGGUGAUGUCUUUAUUUA
This is a messenger RNA of Theobroma cacao (cacao), 2604 nucleotides long. Its product is annotated as nucleotide binding protein. Gene Ontology annotation, biological process: actin filament depolymerization. Gene Ontology annotation, cellular component: cortical actin cytoskeleton. Gene Ontology annotation, molecular function: actin filament binding. The record is from RefSeq and is a predicted model, not a curated record. NCBI's taxonomy places the organism in Eukaryota, Viridiplantae, Streptophyta, Magnoliopsida, Malvales, Malvaceae.